This is a messenger RNA of Miscanthus lutarioriparius, 381 nucleotides long. Lineage: Eukaryota; Viridiplantae; Streptophyta; Magnoliopsida; Poales; Poaceae. The record is from the annotation of a GenBank genome assembly.
AUGGAGGGCGGCGAGACGACGCUGUCGGCGUUCGGCGUCGGCGGCGGGGCCCCCGGCGUCGACACCAAGGCGCUGCACGCGUUCCAGACGAGCUUCGUGCAGGUGCAGACCCUGCUGGACCAGAACCGGCUCCUCAUCAACGAGAUCAACCACAACCACGAGUCCAAGGUGCCCGGCGACCUCUCCCGCAACGUCGGCCUCAUCAGGGAGCUCAACAACAACAUCCGCCGCGUCGUCGACCUCUACGCCGACCUCUCCUCGCUCUUCGCCGCCUCCGACGCCGCCGCCGGCGGCCGCGCCGCGUCCGAGGGCGGCUCCGUCGGCACCGUCCGCCAGGCGGCCGCCGCCGGGCACAAGAGGAUCAGGUCCGGCCUCGACUGA